Messenger RNA from Centrocercus urophasianus (Greater sage-grouse), 1877 nucleotides. RefSeq names its product WIZ zinc finger (gene WIZ). Gene Ontology annotation, biological process: regulation of transcription by RNA polymerase II. The annotation marks the transcript as partial. The record is from RefSeq and is a predicted model, not a curated record. Gene Ontology annotation, cellular component: nucleus. The transcript has 5 exons. Gene Ontology annotation, molecular function: DNA-binding transcription factor activity, RNA polymerase II-specific; RNA polymerase II cis-regulatory region sequence-specific DNA binding. NCBI's taxonomy places the organism in Eukaryota, Metazoa, Chordata, Aves, Galliformes, Phasianidae.
CCGCCGGGGGGGAGCCGGUGCGGGACAUCCGCUGUGAGUUCUGCGGGGAGUUCUUUGAGAACCGCAAGGGUCUGUCGAGCCACGCGCGCUCCCACCUGCGCCAGAUGGGGGUGACGGAGUGGUACGUCAACGGCUCCCCCAUCGACACGCUGCGCGAGAUCCUCAAGCGCCGAACUCACCCGCGGAGCGGAGCUUCCAACCCCAUGGGCCCCGGGCACAAAGCCAUGGCCAAGACCCUCCUGGCGGCCAUGGGACCCCUGGAGCCGCGGGGUCCCGGCGAGCUCCACAUCCCGACUCUGCCCAAGAAGGUCCAGCAGCCCGGCAGUCCCCUGGGCCACUCUCCUACCUCGUCCCCGCCUCCCACUGCCCGGAAGAUGUUUCCAGGCCUCUCUCCUCCCUCCUUGCAGAAGAAGCUCAAACACGACCAGAUGAGAGUGGAAAUCAAGCGUGAGAUGAUGACCGGGGGUCUCCACGGGGAGCCCCAUCCCUCCGACCAGGCUUGGCCGCCGCUGGAGGAGAUGUCACCCUUGAACCUCUCCUCCCGAGCCGACCCGGUGCGGGACAUCCGCUGUGAGUUCUGCGGGGAGUUCUUUGAGAACCGCAAGGGUCUGUCGAGCCACGCGCGCUCCCACCUGCGCCAGAUGGGGGUGACGGAGUGGUCGGUGAACGGCUCCCCCAUCGACACGCUGCGCGAGAUCCUCAAGAAGAAAUCGAAGCCCUGCGUCAUCAAGAAGGAGCCCCACACCUCCAUCAUCGAAACCCCCAAAGGCUUUGGGGAGGAGGGGAUGGACCCCAAGCCCUCUGGAAAAGUGCUGCAGGCCAUGGCCCUGCCUCCACUGGGCGGGAGGACGGGGAAACCCGGCGGCUCCAGCAUCGGCCGCGAGCUCUCGCUGUCGCCGCUCACCGCCAAGCCCCACGGCGCCUUCCUGACACCGCUGGCCACCAAACGGCCGCUGCAGGACGACCGCCUGGGUCCCCACCCCGAGGUGAAGCACAAGGCCUACAUCCAGACCGAGCUGCCCUUCAAAACCAAGUCCGUGCACGACAAGCCCACGCACACAUCCACCGAAGCGUGCUGCGAGCUCUGCGGCCUCUACUUCGAGAACCGCAAGGCUCUGGCCAGCCACGCGCGGGCGCACCUGCGGCAGUUCGGCGUCACCGAGUGGUGCGUCAACGGCUCGCCCAUCGAGACGCUCAGCGAAUGGAUCCGGCACCGGCCGCAGAAAGCCGGCGCGUAUCGCAGCUACAUCCAGGGCGGCCGACCCUUCACUAAGAAAUUUCGGAAUUCGUCGCACGCCCGAGAUCACGACGGAGCGCGGAGGGUGCCGCUGAGCCUGCAGCACGGCGGCAUGGCGCUGCUGAGCAAAGGGCUGGCGGCGGAGCUGGCGCACGGAGAGCCCUGCAAGAUCCUGGACGGCACCGGGGAGCGGCCCGUGGUCACCUCGCCGCUCUCGCUGGUGAAGAUGGAAGAGCAUCAGCGCUCGAAUUUCCACAAGUUUGAGCGGAGGCAGGCAAGGCCCCUGGACCCCUCCCUGCACCGGGAGGAGGAGGGGGCCGACUUCCAGCAGAAGAUGGAGGAGACCCGCCAGCCCCCACCCAGGAUGAGGCCGGUGCCCUCGCUGGUCCCCCGCCCGCCGCAGACCUCCCUGGUGAAGUUUGUGGGUAACAUCUACACCCUCAAGUGCAGGUUCUGUGAGGUGGAGUUCCAGGGCCCCCUCUCCAUCCAAGAGGAGUGGGUGCGACACCUCCAGCGACACAUCCUGGAAAUGAAUUUCUCCAAAGCAGACCCCCUGCGGGGGGACGCCCCGGCCCCCGAGCCCCCCGCCGUGGCCGAGGCUCAGUAACGGAGCCCCCCACCCCAGGGCGACGGAGCCGAA